AUGCCUCGUUACGAGCUAGAGUACCCCCAGAACGCGCUGAACUCAGUCAAGCGCCACAAUGAGCGAGGGGAUUACUCCCUCACCACCAUCCACACCAUAAUCAACAGCUCCCGGAUUCUCCACGUCUCCUUCACAGACCCCUCAUCCCCUUUCCCAAUCACGUUGCCCAUGAUAGGGAAGGUGGGCUCCUUCGCCCGGCCGUCCUCGUCCGUGGCCGACGUGCUGGACCUCUACCUGCACGGCUACGUGUCGAUGCGUAUGGCCAACGUGGCGCGCUCCCAGGGCGGCGGCAACGGCGACGGUGACGGCGGCAACGGGCCCGCGGGCGUCCCGGUCUGCGUGUCGGCGGCGCACGUCGACGGGCUCGUCCUGGCCCUGUCGCCAUUCUCGUCGAGCUACAACUACCGCUCGGCCGUGCUGUUUGGGCACGCGACCGUCGUGACCGACGAGGCCGAGAAGCUGUACGCCAUGGAGCUCAUCACCAACGGCGUCGCCCCGGGACGCUGGGAGAACUCGCGCCAGCCCCCGACGGGCGCAGAGGUCCAGAGCACCAGCGUCCUGCGCGUCAAGAUCCAAUCCGGCAGCGCAAAGGUGCGGGCGGGCGAGCCGCACGAGGAGGUCAGGGACGCCAAGAACGAGGAGCUUGUAGGACGGGUCUGGACUGGCGUCGUGCCUGUCUACGAGACCCUGGGUAAACCGCUCCCCGCGUCUGCGAAUGCCGUCGCUGAGGUGCCGGCGUAUCUGGCUGACUAUGUUGCGGAUUCAAAUGAGUUCACUUUGGAGAGGGCUUUGCAGGCAGCUGUAGAGCCAGAGAAGAAAGCCAAGCAGUAG
Messenger RNA from Pyricularia grisea, 831 nucleotides. RefSeq lists its product as uncharacterized. The record is from RefSeq and is a predicted model, not a curated record. Bases 1 to 831 code for a protein of 276 amino acids. The transcript is spliced from 2 exons. NCBI's taxonomy places the organism in Eukaryota, Fungi, Ascomycota, Sordariomycetes, Magnaporthales, Pyriculariaceae.